CGAUUAACCUCACUUUUUCUCACGUGUUGACAGUUGCUUGUGUUUUGCUUGAAAAGAAAACGUGAAAUGGCCAAAUUAAAAAGUAAUUUGGCUUUGAAGAAAAGUAAAAAGGGUAAAGUUAACGGUUUUAAGGCUGGGAAAGCGAAGAAGUUGCAAAUCAAGCCGAAAAAAUCGCACAUUAAGCCAAAGAAGGAACAAAAGUUCAAUAGUAAAAAUGUUGAUGAUUUUAUGAAGCAAAAUAUGAGUGAUGAGGAGUUAUCCGAUGAGGAAUUCGGUGAUGAUGUUGAUGCACCAUCAGAAAAAAGUGAUGAUUUAAAUGAAGAAAAUGGUGAAAACAGUGAAUCUGAUAUUGAUAUGGACGAUGAAAUAAACAAAGACGAUUCAGAAAACGAGGAGGAAGUGGAUAUGGAUAGCGCGGAUGAAGCAGAACAGCACAAAAAAUCCUUAGCGAAGCUUCAAGAAACAGAUCCUGAGUUUUAUGGGUUUUUACAGGAAAAUGAUAAAAAAUUAUUGAACUUCAACCUCUCUGAUGAAGAAGGGGAUGAUGAUAGCGAAGCUAGAGAUGUUAAAAGGGAAAAAUUACAUAAACCAAGUAAAGAUUUGGAAGUAGCCAGUGAUGAGAGUGAUUAUGAGGGAGAUGAAGAUACAGUUAAGGACAACAGAGUUAUAACCUUGAAACUAAUAAAGCAAUGGCAAAACGACAUACAAACAGACAAAUCAAAAAACACUAUACUAAACGUAACACAAGCUUUUCACGCGUGUUUAAAACGCGUUUCCGCUGAUGAUGACCAAGAUGAAGAACCGGCUCUGUUUAAAGUUGAAGGUUCAUCUGUGUUUAAUGGUGUUAUACAGCUUUGUGUGUUGGAAUUGGGGCCUGCCAUGAGAAGAUUUUUAGGAAUAAGCCAAAGUAGAAUGCCCCCACACAAGUGUAAGAAAUUUCCAAAGAUUAAAAAGAUUUUAAAGGGUUAUUUCACUGAUUUACUCAAGUUACUUCUGGGUGUUACAUCCUCAAAUAUACAGAAUGUUCUACUAAAACACUUGCACUAUCUAUCACCGAUGUUAAUUUCUUACCCAAACAUAACAAAACCAUUAUUAAAACGUUUAAUCCAUUUGUGGGGUACAGCUGAUGACUCGGUGCGCGUCAUAUCAUUCUUUUGUAUUUUGAGAAUCACAAACAACAACCAACAAGGUUUACUGGACACAACCUUAAAAUCAAUGUACGUAACGUACGUAAAAAACUCGAAAUUCAUGAGCAUGGGAACUUUAGCGCCCAUAAACUUUAUGCGACGGUCAUUGGUGGAAAUGUUCGCCCUCGACGCCAACAUGGCCUACCAACACGUGUUUUUGUACAUUAGGCAACUCGCCAUACAUCUGCGCAACGCGAUCACCGUAAACAAAACGGAAAACAUUCAAUCGGUGUAUAACUGGCAGUUUAUAAACUCGCUUCGACUCUGGGGCAGUUUACUGUCAGUAAACUACCACAAACCGCAGUUCCAACAGUUAGUUUACCCCCUGGUGCAAGUUUCACUGGGCACGAUCAAGUUGGUACCCACUGCGCAAUAUUAUCCGCUCAGAUUCCAUGUAAUACAAGUGUUGAUUGAUAUUUCGAAGACCACGGGGGUUUAUGUACCGAUUUUACCGUUCAUUUUGGAGGUUCUCACAGGUUACGAUUUCAACAAAAAACAUCAAAAAGUGUCCAUGAAACCCAUACAUUAUACGUGUAUACUAAGAUUGUCAAAAUCUCAAAUGCAAGAGAAUGGUUUUAAGGAUACGACUAUAGAAACAAUUUAUAGCCAAAUGUUGGAGUAUUUAACCAACCAGUCCCAUAGCAUAGCCUUCACAGAUCUUAGUUUAUUGUGCACGAUACAGAUAAAAACGUUUUUGAAAAAAUGCAAACAAGCCAACUACAUUCGUAAAUUCAAACAACUGCUGGAAAAAAUCGAGCAAAACAACACGUUCAUAGAAAACGAACGCAAAAAGGAAAACUUCUUGCUAACCGACUUCAAAAAAAUUGAAGGUUGGGAGUCGAGGAUAAGAACCUCGGGGACCCCCUUGCAAACUUACUACGACAGCUGGAGUAAAGUAAGCAAAAUCAAGAAAAAUAAACAGCUGACGAACGCCGACGAACUGGGCGACUACAAGUUGCCAACCUUGAACAAAAAAUCCAAGAAAAAUGACGACGGAAAAGAAUCGAAGGACAGCCCCGUGGUUUUGUUCCCAAGCGAUUCAGAGGACGAAGGUGAGUUCGAAAAAAGCGGGAAGAAUAAAAAACGUGGGAAAAGAGGUAAAAGCCAGAAAAAACGUGUGGAGGAUUCUGGCCCAGUACAAGAUGAUGGCGAAAAGGAUAUUGUGCAAGAUAUUGAUUUAAAUGAUUGGUAAAUGUUGUAAAUAUGUUGAUUUUUUAAUAAAAACCUCG
Brassicogethes aeneus is the source of this 2416-nucleotide messenger RNA. The record is from the annotation of a GenBank genome assembly. NCBI's taxonomy places the organism in Eukaryota, Metazoa, Arthropoda, Insecta, Coleoptera, Nitidulidae.